AUGUCCCUCUCGCACGAGCAGCUUGUCACAGAUAUUGUUGCAAAUUGUGUUAAAGCUUUAUUGAACUUACUAAAUUAUCAACUUCUCAAACCUGGAGCGGCACAAAAUAUUGUUAAAGAAAUCGAGAAAUACAAGGUAAAAUUAGUGGCUCUACAAGAAAUUAGAUGGGAUGAUACUGGAACGAUAGAUAUACAAGAAACAACAAUACUUUAUGGUAAAUGCAAUGAGCAACGCCAGUUUGGAACUGGUUUUGCGGUACACAAAAGCCUAAUACCAAAUAUAAGGGAAUUCAAAGAUAUAAAUCCAAGAAUCUCAUUGUUGACAAUGAAAGCGCAUUUCUUCGAAAUAACUUUCAUAAAUGUACAUGCGCCUUCCGAAGAUAAGCCGCAGGAAGAGAAGGAUGAUUUUUAUGUGAAUUUGGACUUAACAUUAAAUGCACUACCUCAAUACAGAAUAAAAAUAGUCUUAGGUGACCUAAACGCAAAAAUUGGUAAAGAGGCUGUAUUCAGACCAAUAAUUGGUAGUCACAGCCUGCACGAAACUACAAAUGAUAAUGGAUUAAGACUUAUCGAUUUUGCAUGUGGAAAUGGUCUUGUAGUGAAAAGUACAAUGUUUCCUCAUAAAAAUAUUUAUAAGGGAACAUGGAUGUCACCUGAUGGAAGGUACGUCAACCAAAUCGACCAUGUUCUAGUGAGCGUAAGAUUCAAAAACUGUAUUCAAGACAUAAGAACGAUGAGAGGAGCCGAUGGUGAUUCGGAUCACUAUCUGGUUAAAGGAAAAAUGAAAGUCAAAAUAAAAAAGGUUACUCGGAAAAAAGGAACAGUGGUAGACAAAUAUGACACAGCUAAACUAAACAAUGUGAAUACAUGUGAAAGGUUCAAGUAUCUGAUGUCGGAAAAAAUCAGGAGGAUAAAUACAGAUAUAAAUGACUCAAUUGAUACAAAAUGGAAGAAAAUUAAAGAUACUAUAAAGGUAGUGACAGAGUCAGAAAUCGGAAAAGUAAAAACUGUAAGAAAACCAUGGUUCAACGAUAUAUGCGAAGAUGCUCUAAAUCGGAGAAAAGAAGCUAGAAACCAGUGGCUUAAUGACCAACAUAAUAUAGAAAAAGAAAUUGCGUAUAAAGAAUGUCAGAAAAGCGCAAGUAGAGUAUUUAGAAAUGAAAAACGAAAAUGUACUCGGAAUUUAUUGGAAGAAGCAGAAGUAGAUUCUAGAAUGAAUAGAACGAGACAGUUGUACCAAAAAGUAAACAGUAUACGAGGAGGAUACAAAAAACAUAAUAAGUUUUUGAAAAAUGAAGAUGGUUCACUGACAACAGGACAGGAAGAGAUAUUGGAAAAAUGGAGACAAUAUUUUGGCCAAAUACUCAACUGCGAAAAUCCAGAAGAAACUUUUGAAUUUCCACUAGUAGAAACCAACGAUUGCGAAUGCUUACCUCCUACUAGAAAUGAAAUAAAACAACAAGAGGAAAGACUCCCAGAGGAGUGGAAUACUGCGCUAGUAUGCCCUAUCCACAAAAAGAACGACCCCCAGAUAUGCAGCAAUUAUAGGGGAAUUGCAUUACUAAACGUAACCUAUAAAAUUCUUGCAUAUUGCUUAUUAGAUAGAAUACAACCGAUUGCGGAAGAAAUAAUAGGGGACUACCAAGGAGGUUUCAAACCAAAUAGAUCUACAACAGAUCAAAUAUUUGUGAUUAGGCAGACCCUUCAAAAAAUGUGGGAGUUCAAUAAAGACGUGUAUAUAUUAUUUGUGGACUUCAAGAAAGCCUAUGACUCUAUCCACAGGGCAAGCUUAAUCAAUAUUCUUAGGGAAUUUAAGUUUCCAAAAAAGCUAGUUAAUCUUGUAGAGGCAAGUACAGUAUAA
This is a messenger RNA of Sipha flava (yellow sugarcane aphid), 1860 nucleotides long. RefSeq lists its product as uncharacterized. The transcript has 3 exons. Gene Ontology annotation, molecular function: catalytic activity. NCBI's taxonomy places the organism in Eukaryota, Metazoa, Arthropoda, Insecta, Hemiptera, Aphididae. The record is from RefSeq and is a predicted model, not a curated record. The coding region runs from base 1 to 1860 and encodes 619 amino acids.